Metschnikowia bicuspidata var. bicuspidata NRRL YB-4993 is the source of this 2937-nucleotide messenger RNA. RefSeq names its product Ngs1p (gene NGS1). The record is from RefSeq and is a predicted model, not a curated record. The transcript has a single exon. Gene Ontology annotation, molecular function: hydrolase activity, hydrolyzing O-glycosyl compounds. Lineage: Eukaryota; Fungi; Ascomycota; Pichiomycetes; Serinales; Metschnikowiaceae. Gene Ontology annotation, biological process: peptidoglycan turnover; carbohydrate metabolic process. Bases 1 to 2937 code for a protein of 978 amino acids.
AUGACUCUUGUGAACGAAAGAUCUAUUGGGCUGCUUGUGUGCGGGGGUUUCCAGGGAACUUCUGUUACUAAACAGGCCUACGACUUGAUCGUGAAAUACAACAUUUCCACUAUGAUUCUACUGAAAAAAAAUGCGCAUUCAGUGUCUCAAAUGUCUAAGCUUGUACGUGAUCUCCAAUACAUUGCGUACAACGAAGCAGGAUAUGAGUAUCCCUUGGCAUUUGCAAUUGACGAGGAAGGCGGUAUGAUGAACUCUUUAUUCGACUCCGACUCUCUAUCCCAGUUUCCAGGUGCGAUGGCACUAGGGGCUACUGGAGACCCGGAGUUGGUUUAUGAAGUUCUGCGUGCUUUGGCCAUUGAGCUUCGGCAUAUCGGCUUCCUGAUAAUUUUGGGCCCCGUGCUUGACGUUGUCAUUAAGCUUUCUCAUCAGCUAGUAUCUGUAAGGUCUUUUGGAACAACAAUCGAGGAAGUCGUCAAAUAUGGAAGAUCUUGCGCAAGAGGCUUGAGGGAUGGGGGCUUGAUAACAGUGGGUAAGCAUUUUCCUGGAAUAGGAUCCGCCCGAGUAGACUCCUUACUCGAGCUUCCAAUGAUGACCGAUUCUUUAGAUCAGAUUCGGAGAUUCAAUCUGGUUCCGUUUGCGGAGUUGAUUCGUGAGGGUUUGCUAGACGGGAUAAGUGCGGCUGGAUGUGGUGUACCGACCAUUUCACCGGACGAAACACAUGCAUGUUUGCUGCCGGUAUUAUUGACUAAACUUCUUCGGGAAGACUUAGGAUUCGAAGGGUUUGUUAUAAGUGAGUGCUUGGAAAUGGAUGCUUUAUACCACUCGAUCGGUUUGGGUCAAGGCGUGGUACUUGCGCUAUACGCUGGUUGUGACUUAGUCAUGGUCUGCCAUGACUUGAAACUACAAGUUGAAGCUAUUGAAUCGAUAAAAAUAGCUCUUGAUAAUGGCUCGCUAGACGAGCUGAUUGUCAAUAACUCCUUGACUAGAUUGGAAAAAGUGCGAAAGAAAUUACCAUCCUGGCAAGAGAUUUUUCCGGGUGGUUCUAAAGUGGAUCUGAUGCUCUUCAAGGAUGCUCACCUGAGCCUAUGGCAUGAACAUCAAAAACUCAUGGAAAAAGCAUACGGAAAGAGCAUCACUCUUGUCAGAGACUUCGAAGGCGUGCUUCCUCUUUCACAGUACGUUGGCAAGGAUCCGCGUGAUAGUAUCUUGAUUUUGACGCCUUUACUCAAACCCAUCUAUUCCAAUCCAGGAGAAGGAAUGGACCAAAAAAAUGAGCUUUAUCAGGGAGAAGAAGUUUUCAGGGAAUUCGGCUCUCUCUUGUCCCUGCAUCCGAAGAAUAUGCAAAAGGAUAUUAAUGUGCUUCAUACGACAUACACCGCCAACGGUCUUACAGCUUUGCAUGAGCAAUUGAUUGACUACUCAAAGGCAGUCAUCGUAAUAACAUCAGAAGCACAGAGAAACAUGUAUCAAAUCGGCAUUGUUAAGUACAUUUCCAUGCUUUGUGGAGCAACCCCUCUGUCACUAUCGCGGGCGAAUGGUAGAGUGCAGCUUGAAAAGCCGUUGGUUAUUGUUGCCACACUGUCGCCUUACGAUUUUUUCUACAACAAGUGCAUCGGAUCAGUUUAUUUAUGUUGCUUUGACUAUACAAAACAAGCAUUGAAGGAAUUGGCAAAUGUUUUGAUGGGGGAGAAAGUGGCUGAAGGAUGUAUACCGGGAGAAAAGAGAUUCGCCGCUGAGAAAUCAAAGAAAAGGCGCUUGCUGAGUUUACUCACACCAAAUCCCGAGAAGAUUCAGGUCAAAGUGAGGAAGUCGAUCCCACCCAAGAGAAUUUGGCUAGUGGAUGAAAUGAAUGUUGCGAGAGAUUGGAAAGGUCUACUAAAAUUGUGCAAAAACAAUAGUCGGACUCUAAGCCUGGACACAUUUCUCAGAAAGUUUUUCCAGCUUCUACACAUCAGUCAACCGCAUCAGAAGCACUUCGUUGUGAGAAAUUCAUCUCUUAACAUAAUCUAUGGGCUAGUAAUGACCUGGGUUGAUGUUCUGAAAUCUGAUGAUAAGCUUGGAAAAAUAUUUUUCAUUUUGGUCGACAGGUCCAAAAGGUUGCAGCUGAUAGGUAAGUGCCUUCACAUACGUGCCCUAAGGUAUCUUAUCGACGAGGAACUAUGCACAAAGAUACGGCUUGGAAGUCUGUUUCCUCUCUUGGAGUUUUUGGGUGACAAUGCAUUUGCUGACGACGGGAAACUAACUUCUUUCUUCAACAAUGCAGGCUGGGCAAUAAGCGAGUCAACGUUUCUGAGAAAGGAGUACGUGAUGGUGUUGCAAAACUUGACAGAAUGGAGUGUUCCUACAAAAAUAUUUCGAGAGCUCACCAUUGUUGGAAUCAGAUUCGACGUCUGCUUACAGCCAACAAGAUUGCAAGAAUUUUUAGACCGUGUUGCCGGGAACAGAAAAAGCCAGCAAAUAUAUCAAGCUUUCAUUGAAGCAUUGUUCCGAAUGGAUCCAUCUAAUGCACAGGAGACUAAGAUUAUUGUUGCUUUGGAGCCUACAAAUCUCACCGUUAUUGGUAGCAUCAUUGUGUUCAGCAGUAAGAGUUGGCUAUCAGGGUUUUUUCCUGCAGUGGAAUCCGAAGUCAGCCUGAACGAGAAAGCGACAUUUCGGGGAGGGAUUGUGAGCCCGUUGGUUGAUCUGUCAUAUUCAAACUUGACUGAAAUUUUCAAGUACGGGCUUAUUUGCUCUGCAGUCACGAGCCUCAGGACCAAUUUUUCAGAAGCAGCUAUUGACGACCAGAAAAACAAGUGCUUUCUAAUUGACUACGCUGACGAGAAUUCCUAUGCCGGGUACCAAGAUCUAGGAUUCGAAAAAUGGCGUUCAUACCGAGCUUUCUAUGACGAAUUUUCUCGUAAGGAAGCUUUAGUGGAGGAACCUCAGAAGACACUCUAG